UUGUUUCAAUCAAAUAAAAAGGCACACCGCAAAUUAAGUGGCACUGUAUUUUUCUUGUUUGGAAUCACAGCGUAGCAAUGUACUAUUCAUCAACCAUGAAAUCUCAUCUCAGGCCUCCGCUCCCUAAAUCUCCGGUGCGUCGUACUCGGAACGUUCUUCCUUCAUCCGAUUCUGUCUCUCUUCAAACACCACCAGGUUCUUUAACCAAAUCUCAAAAACCAGUUCGAUCUCCCGAAAUUCGACCUGAAUACCGAACUAUGUCAUGUGAAUUUAAGGCUUUAGCAAGGAUGGUUCGUGAGGAAUUCGGGAAGCAACCAGAUACUACCGAAGAAUCGACCAUUGGAAAUUCUUGUGGUGUGAAAUCGGGUGUUUUAUUCGAGAGAGGAAGGUUAUACGAUGAGUACUCUGCUAGAAGGAAUGAGAGGCUCAAGAGAAAGAAAGGAGUGAUGGUGGAUCGUGAAGUUAACACUGCUGUUAAGCCUAAGGUUUCUCAUCGUUCUCUUGGUGUUACGGUUGAAUCUGGAAAAAAGAGUGCUUCUAGAAAACUUGGAAGUCUUAGAAAAUCUGUUUCUGCAGCUUACUCCACUGAGGUUAGUGAAACUCCAAGGUACAUGCUUAGAAGCAUGACUAAGGAAAAUAAGAAACCUCCUCUAGCUUCAAGAUUUGAUAAUAAAUUGGGUACCGUCGGCGAGAAGAAGAUAGGAGCACCAAGAAGAGGAGGAAGAAUUACAUAUUAUUAGUUUCUUUUUUUUUUUUUUUCUCUUUUUUUUGUUUAUUGAGAACAUGAUUUAAUUUAUGUCUGGGUUAAAUCUUGUUCUAUGUUUUGUUGGUUAAAGAUUCUGUCAAUGGAAAUUGAUACAUUUUUCUGUGUACGAAGACUUGAUUUAUUUUGAGUGGGAUUUGCUCAUAAAAUCUGAUGCCAUAAACAUGACUAGGUGAGAUUGAUUUUAUUUGUGUGACAAGGCUCCCUCCAUUCCUUUAAACAAGGACUUCCAAGUCUGAUGGUGUUGGUAAAGCAGAAAACCUAGAAACCAUGGAAAUGGUCAUAAUUCUACUUGCCAGGCUUGUGAAUUAUCUGGCAAAUAAUUGAGAAAUUGGUUCAAUUUACAGACAGUGCUUUGUUUGCAAAUCUAAAUUGACAAUAUGAUUUGAUGUAAUUACUUUUUAAUGGGAUUUCUGCAUUCUGAGCCA
Cicer arietinum (chickpea) is the source of this 1191-nucleotide messenger RNA. RefSeq lists its product as uncharacterized. Lineage: Eukaryota; Viridiplantae; Streptophyta; Magnoliopsida; Fabales; Fabaceae. The record is from RefSeq and is a predicted model, not a curated record.